Messenger RNA from Ctenopharyngodon idella (grass carp), 2281 nucleotides. RefSeq names its product phosphodiesterase 12 (gene pde12). Lineage: Eukaryota; Metazoa; Chordata; Actinopteri; Cypriniformes; Xenocyprididae. The record is from RefSeq and is a predicted model, not a curated record. Gene Ontology annotation, cellular component: mitochondrion. The coding region runs from base 269 to 2038 and encodes 589 amino acids. Gene Ontology annotation, molecular function: 3'-5'-RNA exonuclease activity. The transcript is spliced from 3 exons. Gene Ontology annotation, biological process: nuclear-transcribed mRNA catabolic process, deadenylation-dependent decay.
CUAGAAAGAAAUAUGUCGAAUCUAGUUCUCCGAAUAAUAAGUAUACUAUUACAUUGAAAUCAGGGAGGGUUUUCGCUACAAAUCUUUCUCGAGGGCACACGUUAAUGGUGUUAUAGUUUACUAAUAUAAUAAAGGAUUUAAUUAAGGUGGAAUUAAAGAGAACAUUUAAUUUUAUACCCAAUUCAAUCUUAAACAUGUCGAAUCUAGUGUUCUGAAUAAUAAAGUUUUUCGAUCACGGAAGCCACCGGUAGUUUUUCACUUCUUCCUCAUGUUGAGUCGCGUGUCAUUGUUAAGUAAAUUAUUAUUUUUCCGUUAUAUUCCCCCCUUUUCAAUCCUAACCCAUAGAAAUCUCUUCACCUCCCGGUUUAAUAUGACUAUGGAAAGAUGUGUAGUGAGAUGUGUGCCGUGUGAGUCCAAACUGACCAUCUCGUUCAAUCUUGAUGGCAGUAAUAAACAGAUGCUGCGCGAGCAGACAGAACCUCUUGGGAAAGUUCUGGCUCGAAUAGCCAACGGCAUCAUCAAGACACAAAGCAAAUCGAAAAGAUCCAAACAAAGCAAAGGGAAAAGUGAGACUCCGGAAGCGGAUAAACCCGAAAUUAGUCUGUGCGUAAAUGGAGAGCAUGUGUCCGUGGACACCGUGAACUCUGAUGCGUGGCAGGAUGGAGCUGUGCUGCAUGUGGGGGAUUUGAAGUAUAAAGUGGAACGAAAUCCUCCAACAUUCACUGUAUCUGAGCUGCCAUCUUCUCUAAUGUCUGGGUUUCCAGUUUGUCCUAAGCUGGAGAUAGAGUUUGGAGAUCUUAAGGACUCUAACUUCAAAUGGUUCAAGGAAAGCUCACCUAAUGCCCAUAUGAGUGGAGAUCCAGACUGCUGGAAGGAGGCAGGACUCGAACGUGUGUUCACGCCAUCCAAUCUGGACAUUGGCUUGAGGGUGAUGUUGAAAUGCAUACCAGGGAAUGGAGCAAAGUUUGGAGAACCCAAGGAACUGGUGUCUUCAGGCACGGUAGAAGCCGGUCCAGGAACAUGCACCUUUGAUAGCAGGCACUUGUACACUCAGAAGGUCACCGAUGAGUCUACACUGAGGGUUGUGUCUUAUAACAUCCUAGCUGACAUCUACGCUCAAACUGAUCUUUCCAAAACGGUCUUGUACCCUUACUGUGCACCAUACGCCCUAGAGAUGGACUACAGGCAGAAUCUGAUCAAGAAGGAGCUGUCGGGGUACAACGCUGACAUCAUUUGCCUCCAGGAGGUGGAUAAGGGAGCUUUUUUAGAUAGUUUAUCUCCUGCGUUGGAUGCUUUUGGGUUGGAAGGGGUUUUCAAAAUCAAGGAAAGACAGUAUGAAGGUCUGGCGACGUAUUUUAGAAGGUCUAAGUUGAAAUUGCUCGAGCAAUAUGAUAUUAUGCUGAGCGAGGCCUUGACAGCAGAUCCUCUCCAUCGGGAACUGUUGGAGAAAGUGUCCACCAAUCCUAGCUUGAAAGAGAAGAUUGAAAACAGGUCAACGACGUUGCAGGUGACCAUUUUGCAGUCGUUAUGUGACCCGUCAAGGAUAUUAUGUGUCGGAAACACACACCUGUACUGGCACCCAAAAGGAGGAAACAUUCGACUGGUCCAGAUAGCUGUGGCCCUGAAACACAUGAAGCAGGUGGUGACGGAGAAGCAUCCCGGAGCCAGGCUUUUAUUCGCGGGUGAUUUCAACAGCACGCCCUCCUCCGGCCUCUUCCAGCUCGUCUGUCAGGGAUCCGUCUCGGAGAACCAUGACGACUGGGCCUCCAAUGGCCCAGAAGAGCUGAUCCAGGUGGGACUCAAUAACCCGUUCCAACUGGCCAGCGCUUGUGGGGUCCCGGCCUACACCAACUACGUCGGGGGCUUCCAGGGGUGUCUGGACUAUAUUUUUGUCGAGCCGCAUGUGCUGCAGGUGGAGCAGGUCAUUCCUCUGCCCAGCCACGAGGAAGUUACCACCUAUCUGGCCCUGCCGAGCGUCUCGCACCCGUCUGAUCACAUCGCGCUGGUGUGUGACCUCAAGUGGCGAACAAGUGACUAACAGUUUGUUUGCUUCAAAUGUGUCCAUGCACAUCAUCAAAUGUAAAAUGCAUUUGUUUACUUGGACCAUUUUAUAACUGUAAACAAUUUUAGCUUUUAAAUGAUGAUAAACUGUAUUUAUCAAAUAGCUUCAUUCUCACUUGUACAAUUUAAUAUUUAUGGUGAAGAUGAAUUAUUGUGACAUUUAUCAAAUGACACUAUUGACUCCUAUUUGGAAAUAUUAAAAGCUGUGUUUACAAUGUGA